Messenger RNA from Aspergillus pseudonomiae, 1872 nucleotides. Its product is annotated as flavin-containing monooxygenase. The transcript is spliced from 4 exons. The record is from RefSeq and is a predicted model, not a curated record. Gene Ontology annotation, molecular function: flavin adenine dinucleotide binding; N,N-dimethylaniline monooxygenase activity; NADP binding. NCBI's taxonomy places the organism in Eukaryota, Fungi, Ascomycota, Eurotiomycetes, Eurotiales, Aspergillaceae. The coding region runs from base 1 to 1872 and encodes 623 amino acids.
AUGUCUUCAAUUAGAAAAACUACAAACAACCUCUUGGACCCUCUUACCGGUCUUCAGCGCAACUCAGCUCACACAAACAAAUCUGAUGUCGCUGUAAACCUGGGUAGAAAUGGCUCUGCCGGUAGCAAGUGUACCAAAGAGGACACUCUUAAUACACCCGGCCUUCAACAGAAUAGGACCAGUUCAUCCUUGAUUUCAGAGCGUCCUAUUGACCAAGCUCGGCCACUGAAGCUUAUUUACAUCGGUGCCGGUAUAUCAGGAAUUAUUGCUGCCAUUCAGUUUCGAAAGACUGUUCCUCACCUGGAUUUGGUCAUAUACGAGAAAAACCCGGAUCUAGGGGGGACAUGGUAUGAGAAUAAAUACCCAGGCUGCGCAUGUGAUGUGCCAUCCCACACAUAUCAGCUUAGCUUCGAAUCGUGGACUGAGUGGAGCCACUUCUUCUCUGGAUCCGGGGAGAUCCUUGAAUACUGGAAGAGAGUGGCAGAGAAAUAUGAUGUUCGGAAGCACAUCCGAUUCAAUCGGCGAUGCGUUGGAGCAUGUUGGAAUGAUAUCACGGGGAGAUGGGUUGUCCGGAUUGAAGUAGACAACGGGGAUGUUUUUGAGGACUCAGCCGAUGUGCUGAUGACUGGAACCGGCCUGCUCAACAAGCCGAAGUGGCCUUCAAUUCCAGGCCUCCAAUCUUUCCAGGGACAAUUGCUACACAGCGCUAGUUGGGUGGAAGGUUUUGACGGUCAAGAAAAGAAUGUCGCCGUGAUCGGUGCAGGAAGCAGUGCAAUCCAAAUUGUUCCCGCUCUUGUCGACAAGGUCAAGUCUAUGGACCACUACAUACGGGGAGGGAUGUGGAUCUCUAGCCAACACGGUAGCCAUCCGGGUAAUUUCCAAUAUACAGAGGAGGAAAAGCAAGUAUGGCGGAAUGACCCGGCGGCAUAUACGGAGUACCGCAAGGAGCUAGAGCUUGAAAUCCAAAAACAAUACGCCCUUUCGCAGAGGAGUAGCAGUGUCCAACAGUCCGCAGUGGCGCAAUUCCAAGCCGAGAUGCAACGCAGACUGAAAGAGAAACCAGAAGUGCUGGGCCUCCUGUUACCUGACUUUCCUCCCCUCUGUAACCGUCUGACCCCCGCCCCUGGCUACCUGGAAGCAUUAGUAUCGCCAAAGGUUAAUGUAAUUCCUGACCGAAUCACCUGUGUUGAUGAGGCGGGUAUCAUAACCGCGGAUGGCAGACAUCGCCCCGUGGAUGCAAUUGUCUGUGCGACCGGGUUCGAAAAGUCUCUAGGAGGCAGCUUCCCGAUUUUAGGUCGCAAUGGCAUCCCCCUGCGUGACAGGUAUGCGAACCGACCUGAGACAUACCUGGGUCUUUGCACGGACGGAUUUCCCAAUUUCUUCCAGUCGUUAGGACCUAAUUCCUUUCAGGGAGCGGGUAACCUACUAAUCAUGAUAGAGCAGAUACACAUAUACGUUGGGCAGAUAUUAUUUCGAAUGGCCUACGAUAAUAUCGGUCUUGUCGAGCCAAAGAGAAGUCAGGUCUUGAACUUUAGCAACUAUGCAGAGGAAUACUUCGAGCGAACAGUCUAUAGUUCUGAAUGCAACAGCUGGUAUAAAUCAGCUCCGCCAGGAGCAACGCUACAGCAACGUAAGAGAGGUCGGAUUACCGCUCUUUGGCCUGGUAGCAGUAUUCAUGCAAUCAAGGCACUAGGUUAUGUCCGGUGGGAGGACUUUGAGACCCUACCAUAUGAUGGCAAUGAGUUUGGAUGGUUCGGAAAUGGUUGGGCGGAGGUUGAGAAUAAGCCCGAUAUUGACCCGGAAGGAUUCACUUGGUACCUGAAUCAGACAUCCUUUCUCGGCACUGUAAUUUUAGAGCUGGAAAUUCAAUAA